AUGGCAUCCAGAAUAACGCAAGCCCGAUCCCUUCUUCCCGAGUACAGAUCAAUAUUACAAGCCUUCACGCACUCCUCGUCCAAAUUCCGUAUCGUCCGAACCAUCAACCCAACAUCAGCCCCGCCAAAGACGCUGUAUAUUCUUGAUUCGUCCUUCAACCCGCCUUCCAAAGCGCAUCUGGCGCUGGCCACUUCUGCGAUAAGGCACCCUGCAGCUUCUGAUGAGCGGCCAUUUAGGUUACUGCUCCUCUUCAGCACACACAAUGCGGACAAGGCGCCUAGCCCGGCGAGCUUCGAGCAGCGGAUGGUGUUGAUGACACUGCUCGCAGAGGACCUGUCAGAGGCUUUAAAGGAAAAGGCACAGUUGAAAUUAGAGUCCGGGAAUGCGCAUACCGAAGAAGCUGGGAACAUCUCGAUUGAUAUCGGCCUCACCAAGGAACCCUACUAUACGGACAAAUCGACGGCUAUUGCACAUUCCUCGCCUCCUGCAUACCCCUCGAAUCCCGUACAUGUGCAUCUUGUUGGAUACGAUACUCUCAUUCGCUUCUGCAAUCCAAAGUAUUAUCAGAACUAUAACCCGCCUCUCUCCGCCCUCACCCCUUUCUUCGAAGCCGGUCACAAACUGCGCGUCACACAGCGACCCUACGACGCCAAUGAUGCAUCGUCGACGGCGUUUGGCACAGUAGAAGAUCAGCACAAGUAUCUUCAAGAACUAAAAGACGGCAAACUCGAAGAGGAAGGAUUCAAGAAGGCUUGGGCGCAUCGAAUCGACAUGGUGCCUGCCGAGGAAGGAAUUGGAAUCAGUUCAACUAGAGUACGUCGAGCCGCGAAAGAGGAGGAUUGGGAGCUGGUAAGGAGGUUGUGUACGGAGGGAGUGGCCGCUUGGGUGCAGAGCGAAGGGCUGUAUGCUGAGGAUGCUAGUGGACAGAAGAUGAUGAGCUAG
Messenger RNA from Westerdykella ornata, 942 nucleotides. Its product is annotated as Nucleotidylyl transferase. Lineage: Eukaryota; Fungi; Ascomycota; Dothideomycetes; Pleosporales; Sporormiaceae. Gene Ontology annotation, cellular component: nucleus; cytoplasm. Gene Ontology annotation, molecular function: ATP hydrolysis activity; nicotinamide-nucleotide adenylyltransferase activity. The transcript has a single exon. The record is from RefSeq and is a predicted model, not a curated record. Bases 1 to 942 code for a protein of 313 amino acids.